CUCUCUCUUCAGUCUCUCCCUUCCCCAGUCUCUCUCCCCUCCCCCUCCCCCCCUUCUCCCAGGCCCCCAGAGCUCCAAAGUUAGGGUUAGGGUUUUCCUGGGAAAAAAUACCCUAAUCUUUCUCUGCAAUCGAAAGGGAAGGCUUCGGGGUUCAACUCUUCGGGUUUUGGACACCCUUUUAGGUGUUCAGAAAUGGGCUCCUCUUCUUCUUCUUCUUCUUCUUCUUCUUCUUCAGUGAUCAAAUGGCAGUCUUUUCACAAAUCCUUGUCCUCCGUACUCAUACUGAAGCUCUUCUUUCUGCUAUGGGCCUUCUCACUUUGCCUAAGCGGCGUCGUUCUCGCCGAUUCAGACAAAUCGGUGCUCCUCCAGUUCAAGAACUCUGUCUCAGACCCCUCUGGCUUGCUCUCGAGCUGGCACGCCGACAGUUCUGAGCACUGCUCGUGGUUCGGGGUCUCUUGCGACUCGAAUUCACGCGUAGUUUCGCUUAACAUUUCCGGAAAUGGCCGCCAAGGUAACUCGUGUUCCGAUUUAGAUCAAUUUCCGCUUUUUAAUGGGUUUGGGAUUAGAACGAACUGUUUGAACAGUAGAGGAAAGUUGGUCGGGAAAUUGUUGCCUUCGAUUGCUAAGCUCAUUGAGCUUAGGAUUUUAUCACUUCCCUUUAAUGGUUUUGAUGGUGAAAUUCCUGGCGAAAUUUGGGAUAUGGAGAAGCUUGAGGUUCUUGAUCUGGAGGAAAAUUCGGUAACUGGGCCCAUCCCUGUACAAUUCGCGGGGUUGAGGAAUUUGCGGGUUCUUAAUCUGGGUUUUAAUAGGAUUAUGGGGGAGAUACCCAGCUCGCUUUUGAAUUGUGUAACCUUAGAGAUCUUGAAUUUAGCAGGGAACGAUGUGAACGGGACAAUUCCUGGUUUCGUUGGUCGGUUAAGGGCGGUUUAUUUGUCGUUUAAUCGGCUUACUGGGGAAAUUCCUAGUGAGAUUGGGGACAGUUGUGGGAAGCUUGAGCAACUGGACUUGUCGGGUAAUUUCUUGGUCGAUGGGAUUCCAAGGAGUUUAGGGAAUUGCGGUCAGUUGCAGUCUCUUUUGCUUUAUUCAAACAUGUUAGAAGACUUUAUUCCGGCUGAGUUGGGUCGGCUUCGCAGGCUUCAAGUGUUAGAUGUUUCUAGGAAUUGUUUAAGCGGUCCGAUACCCUCUGAGCUUGGAAAUUGUUCCGAAUUGUCCGUCCUUGUGCUAUCGAAUCUCUUUGAACCCCUUCCUGAAGUUAAUAAUGAAAAAGGGGAUUCUUUUUCAGAUCAAGUUGGUUCGGUGAAUGAUGAUUUUAAUUAUUUUCAAGGGGGGAUUCCCACAGAAAUCACAAUGCUUCCUAAGCUGAGAAUAUUGUGGGCACCAAGGGCAACUCUUGAGGACACGUUCCCAAGCAGUUGGGGUGCUUGUGAGAACUUGGAGAUGAUCAACUUGGCUCAAAAUUUUUUCGUUGGGGAAGUUCCCGACUGGUUUAGUCACUGCAAAAAGCUUCAUUUUCUCAACAUAAGCUCAAACAGGCUUACUGGGAAGCUGGUUGAGGGGCUUCCAGUUCCUUGUAUGACCACGUUUGAUGUCAGUGGGAAUUCCUUGUCGGGCACAAUUCCUAAAUUUCUUGGCAGCAGUUGCCCUCCUGUCCCUUCCUUUAAUGGAAGUCCUUCUGAACCUGAAGGUGGCCAGUCCUCACUUUAUCUAUCAUUUUUCUCUUCUAAAGCCCGAGGUGAAAUUCCUUCUCAUUCACUUGGAGUAGACAGUGCUCUUGCCGUUUUCCACAAUUUCAGGCACAAUAACUUUACUGGCACCGUCCAGUUGCCAAUUUCACCUGAAAGAUUAGGAAAGCAGACUGCUUACACAUUUUUGGCUGGAGAAAAUAAGCUCACUGGACCAUUUCCUGGCAACUUGUUUGAGAUGUGUGGAGGGUUGAGUACACUGAUUGUAAAUGUUAGCAACAACAGGAUAUCUGGUCCUAUUCCAGCUGAAUUCGGUACAAUGUGCAAAUCCCUUAAACUUUUUGAUGCAUCUGUGAAUCAGAUUACUGGACCUAUUGCCCCCAGUUUCGGGGAGUUGGUGUCUCUAGUUGCCCUUAAUUUGAGUUGGAACUUACUGCAAGGUCAAAUUCCAAUCAGUCUUAGUCAGAUAAGGGACCUGAAGUAUCUCUAUUUGGCUGGCAAUAACAUGACUGGUUUCAUUCCUUCCAGCUUAGGGCAGUUGCAACAUUUGGAAGAGCUGGACCUUUCUUCAAACUUUCUCACUGGGGAAAUACCAAAAGAUCUUGUAAACUUGAAGCACCUGACCGUUCUUCUGCUUAACAACAAUAAUCUCUCUGGACAGAUUCCUGCCGGUUUGGCCAAUGUAACCACACUCUCAGCUUUCAAUGUUUCAUUCAAUCAUUUGUCUGGGCCGCUGCCAGUGAAUAAUAGCCUAAUGAAAUGCAGUAGUGUUAUUGGUAAUCCAGAUCUAUCGCCUUGCCGUAUGUUUUCUCUGACAGUGCCAUCUUCGGAUCUGCAAGGAAGCAACAGCGAUCCAGGAUCUUAUACUGUUGCUUCACCACCCGGAGUUCCAUCCCAAGGAACUCGGAAUAGUGGUUUCAAUUCAAUUGAAAUAGCGUCCAUAACAUCUGCAUCAGCUAUUGUUUCGGUUCUUCUUGCUCUGAUUUUCCUAUUCUUCUAUACCCGAAAGUGGAACCCGAGGUCCAAAGUUAUUGGAUCUAUCAGAAAGGAAGUAACUGUAUUUACAGACAUUGGGGUUCAGUUAACCUUUGAAAAUGUUGUGCGUGCCACAGGAAAUUUCAAUGCAAGCAACUGCAUUGGGAAUGGAGGUUUUGGGGCAACCUACAAGGCAGAGAUCCCGCCUGGAGGCCUAGUGGCGAUAAAACGGCUUGCAGUUGGACGGUUCCAAGGGGUUCAACAGUUCCAUGCAGAAAUUAAAACUCUCGGAAGGCUCCGCCAUCCAAAUCUGGUUACUUUGAUUGGAUAUCAUGCCAGCGAAACAGAGAUGUUCCUUAUUUAUAAUUAUUUACCGGGUGGUAAUCUGGAAAAGUUUAUCCAGGAAAGGUCCACAAGAGCAGUGGAUUGGAAGAUACUUCACAAGAUUGCAUUGGAUAUAGCCCGUGCACUUGCAUACUUACAUGACCAGUGCGUACCACGUGUCCUUCAUCGCGAUGUCAAGCCCAGCAAUAUUUUGUUGGAUGAUGAUUUCAAUGCUUAUUUGUCAGACUUUGGGUUGGCCAGACUUUUAGGCACUUCAGAAACCCACGCCACGACUGGUGUGGCUGGAACUUUUGGAUAUGUGGCUCCAGAAUAUGCAAUGACUUGCCGUGUUUCUGACAAGGCUGAUGUGUACAGUUAUGGUGUGGUGCUUCUCGAGCUACUCUCAGAUAAGAAAGCUCUGGAUCCUUCUUUCUCUCCAUAUGGGAAUGGUUUCAACAUUGUUGCUUGGGGGUGUAUGCUCCUGCGACAGGGCCGUGCAAAGGAGUUCUUUACUGCAGGGCUAUGGGAUGCAGGUCCCCAUGAUGAUUUAGUAGAAGUUUUACACUUGGCAGUCGUGUGCACAGUCGACUCUCUCUCUACCAGGCCGACAAUGAAGCAAGUUGUACGACGGCUGAAGCAACUUCAACCCCCAUCAUGCUAGGUGCCUUGGACUUUUCAUUAAAU
This is a messenger RNA of Carya illinoinensis, 3665 nucleotides long. Its product is annotated as LRR receptor-like serine/threonine-protein kinase RPK2. Lineage: Eukaryota; Viridiplantae; Streptophyta; Magnoliopsida; Fagales; Juglandaceae. The transcript has a single exon. Gene Ontology annotation, biological process: protein phosphorylation. The coding region runs from base 193 to 3642 and encodes 1149 amino acids. Gene Ontology annotation, molecular function: ATP binding; protein kinase activity; protein binding. The record is from RefSeq and is a predicted model, not a curated record.